UACCUGGAGACUGGUGUUUGUUUCUGCUUAUAAGUAGUCUGUGUUUAGUACUUAUUUUGUGAGGUUAUUAGCAUGGAUACCGAGUCAGAUAGUGUUUUUAAACAACGAGUACAGACUUUUCUUGGUAGUUCGUGUUUGAUCAAACAAGGGGCUGAGGCUCGCGUUUAUCGAGGAAUGUUCUUGGGGCGUCCAUGUGUUGUGAAGGAGAGAUUUCCUAAGUCUUACCGGCACCCAGUAUUGGAUGAGAGACUCACCCGUAGGAGGACCGCCCAAGAGAUUCGCUCAAUCCUGAGGUGUAGGAAAGCAGGAAUCCCAACACCAGUAGUUUAUUUUGUGGAUUAUUCCUUGAACUGUAUUUACCUGGAGGAUAUAGUAAACUCUGCAACAGUUCGGGACUAUAUAGCUUUGAUGCAGCAGUCUGGGAGUGACACAGAGAAGUUAGAGAAACUGGCAAAGAAAGUGGGUGACACCUUGGCUCGGAUGCAUGAUGAAGAUGUUAUCCAUGGAGACCUCACCACCUCAAACAUGCUACUUUGUCCACCAGAGGAUGUAGAAAACUUACUCUUGAUUGACUUUGGACUCAGUUUUACUUCAUCCCUUCCAGAAGAUAAAGGGGUGGAUCUUUAUGUCUUAGAAAAAGCGUUUCUGAGCACUCACCCGAACACUGAAAAGAUUUUUGAAACUUUAUUAAAGAGUUAUUCUGCAGCAUCUAAAAAGUCAGGGCAGGUAAUUAAAAAGCUUGAUGAGGUGCGCCUACGAGGUAGAAAAAGAUCGAUGGUUGGAUAAAUAAAAAUAUGAUUUAAACAGUAAAAAGUCUGAUUCUUUAUUUGCUGCUGAACUAUGCUUGAGACACCAGGAAUGUCUGCAUUUACAGUUUUCUUUUCUUGUACUUGUCCUUUUACCGUACCAUUCUGGUCCUGCUAGCUCUGCUUAUUCAUGAGUUUGAAAGCAAGGAUGCAUAGUUGAAAUGAUUGUAAAAUGUUCUCGGAAAUGUAAUAAAAAGCACUUUAAGCAGAAGUGAUUGCUACAUAACUGCAGUGCCCUUUCAUGUAUAUCUGUUACCUGUGUAAAGUUGCUAAUCCCAUUCACAGCCCUUCUACACCAUUCAGGCCUUGGGUUAAAAUUCAUUUUAAAUUGAAGUCCUAAAUAUGUCAAAGUUAGUUACUCUGAAGAUGUAAAUAAAGUGAUUUGUUGCAAUGCUGACAUUAACUUCA
Protopterus annectens (West African lungfish) is the source of this 1214-nucleotide messenger RNA. It is a transcript of the gene TP53RK, whose product is annotated as TP53 regulating kinase. Bases 73 to 786 code for a protein of 237 amino acids. Gene Ontology annotation, cellular component: cytosol; nucleus; EKC/KEOPS complex. The record is from RefSeq and is a predicted model, not a curated record. Gene Ontology annotation, molecular function: ATP binding; protein serine/threonine kinase activity. Gene Ontology annotation, biological process: protein phosphorylation. The transcript is spliced from 2 exons. NCBI's taxonomy places the organism in Eukaryota, Metazoa, Chordata, Ceratodontiformes, Protopteridae.